AGCCCACGGGCCGCCCCCACAGCUGCCAUGAGACACGGCACCGGAGCAGUGCCACUGCUGCUCAACAUGUACCUGCCAGGUACGGGCGGACCCCCCCCCAGCCGCUGCCCCACCGCACCACGCAGCACCGCGCACUGCACAGCACCCCGGGCCCCAGCCCCCACCCACCCUGCCCCACUGCUCCCCUGGGGCCCUUCCUCUGCUCUGUCUUCCUCCAGCACCCACCCAGCCUUCCCCUGUCCUUCCGUCCCUUGCUGCCCGCUUUCCAUCCUUCCACCCACCCACACACCCAUUCCUUUGUCCUUCCUUCCAGCCUUUCUUCCAGCCUUCCACCCACAGGGACCCAUUCUUCUGUCCUUCUGUCCUUCAUCUGCCUACCCUUUCUCUGUCCUUCCAUCCAGACAGCCAGCCUUCCGUCCUUCCAACUCCACCAACCCCUCCUUUCGUCUUUCCUUCCACCCCUCAUCCAUCCACCCUUCCCUUGUCUUUCCAUCCAUCCUUCCACCCCCACCCACCUGUCCUUCCAUCCUUCUUUCCACUCCUAUUACUCAUUAUUCCCUCCAUUUAUCCACCAUUCCUUCCAUCAGUCCAUUCUUCCACCUUUUUAUCCCUUACCUGCCCUUCCCUACAUUCUUCUACCACCCACCCAUCAUUCUUAUUCUUCCCUCCAUCUAUCAUUCCACCUCCAUCCACCCAUCCUGUCUCCUAUCCUUCCAUCCAUCCACCCAUCCUUCCUUCCUUCCAUCCAUCUCUCCAACUAUCCUUUCCUUUUUCCAUCCAUCCACUCACAACCACCACUGCUUCUACAUUCAUUCUUCCUUCUAUCCGCCCGUCCUUCCAUCCAUCCUUCCAACCCACCCACCUCCUCUCCUUCUCCCCCUGCCCUGCAGAUCUCUCCCUCUCUUCCUCUUGCUCUCAUACCCCAGCCCGUGGGAUUUUCUAUUCCUAUUUAAAAGCUUUCCCAGCUCUGUCGGAAAUCGGAUUUCCUUUUUCCUGGACGCAUUUCCUGGCUUCACCGCGGCGGCAGGGCAGGCGAGGGGGAGCAGCCGGGGGCUGUGGGGAGGCUGCCCGCGGGCGGGUGCCGGGGGGUCGCGGUCCCGCCUGGCCCCGGCCCCCCCACCCGCGCCCCUUUUUCCCGCAGAUCCAGUCGGGGAAACUUUGUUCAAAGACGGCAAGAGCCAGGCGUGGGGGUCCCUCAACCCGGGCGUGCAGAAAGGCAGCGGGCAGAUCCAGCUGUGGCAGUUCCUGCUGGAGCUGCUCUCGGACCGGGCCAACCUGAAUUGCAUCGCGUGGGAAGGCACGAAUGGAGAGUUCAAGCUGAUAGAUCCCGACGAGGUGGCACGCCGCUGGGGUGAGCGGAAGAGCAAGCCCAACAUGAAUUAUGACAAGCUGAGCCGGGCCCUCCGCUACUACUACGACAAGAACAUCAUGACCAAGGUCCACGGCAAGCGCUACGCCUACAAGUUCGACUUCCAUGGGCUGGCACAGGUGUGCCAGCCCGCCGCCCCCGAUCACACCCUCUACAAAUUCCAGGGCAACCUGGCCCCACUGCCCUUCUCAGGCAUCUCCAAACUCAACCUCAUGACCUCAGGGGUCACGCCAGCCGGCUUCUCCUACUGGCCUGGCUCCAGCCCAUCCCUCUACCCCGGGCACAGCCUCCAGCCCUCUGCCCCCUUCAGUGCCAUGGCAGCCUCCCAUCUUAACAACAUGAACAACCAUUACCAUUAGAGGCAGAGCUGCACCAAGCGGACCUCCCUGUCCCUGGCAACAUGGGGUUGUGCCAGGCUGGGGGGCUUGCCGGGAAGGGACAGGGGGUGGGAUCAUGCCCUGCUCUCAGCUGCCCCCUCUUUGAUUUGGAGAGUGGCGUGGGAGGAGAGGGGUGGUUACAGGGUAGUGGGGCUCGUUCCACUCUGAAGGUGGUCAUAGGGCAGAAGGCAUCUAAAUUAAGGGUGAGGAGAGAUCCAUGACCCUGGGAGUGGGCAAGACACCUCAAAAUGGGGUGUGAAUGGAAGGAAAAAAGCAUAGACCUCCCCCCAGCAGGGACCGAGACCCCCUCUUUCUUUUGCAACAUGCCCCUCACCCCAUAAACCCCAUUAUACUCUGCUCCCAGCCUGUGCCUGCCUUCCUGUCUCCCCAGAGACCCUGAUGGCAGUCUGAGCCCACAGGAGUCAGGAGCUGGAGUGCUGUGACAGUCCCACUGGGCAGGAAUGGGAGGGGACCCUCUUUGCAGCUCCGUGGUCCCCUACCCUUGUCUCCAAGCCCUUCCUUUCCUCCCAUAGGCUGCCACUACUCCUACGUCUUCUGCCCUGUCUCCUCUUCUAGACCACAGGAGAAGCCUCUAGUCUGGAGAGCAGGUCCCCUGCACCAGCUAACUCCUGCCUGGGGCGGAUGUGCUCUGGGACAGAGGUGCUGGGCAGGUGUGAGGGCACUGCUGUCCAGGGCAAAGCCUGGAGGGAGCAGAGCCUGGCAACUGCUACUCUGCCCUCUUCCAAGUGCAUGAGGCCCAUGCUGCAGAGCAGGACAGUCCCAGACAUCCUGCACAUGAACCUUGGCCAUAUUGCUCUGUUCUAGAUAAAGUUAAUGCUUGUUUUACUGUGCCUUUAGCCACUUGCAUGCAGGGUUUGGUGAGCGAUCCUCCAAGGAUGGGGAAUCCCCCCCUCAGGUGCAAGACUGGGGGGGGGGUAGGGGGGAAGUGGAGCAGAAGAAAGGUCAACACAAGGGCUGUGAGCCCCAGGCACUGAGGGGCAGGCCUGGAUCUCUUGCCCUGGGUCCAUGGAAGUGCCCCCUUCCUCCAGUGUAGGGCUUUGGCCCAGUGGCCAAAAGUGGUCCAGUGGCAGAAGAGCUGGGCAUGCUGGGCUCUGCGCAGGCUGGGGGGAGUGAUUUAUCUUCAAUAAAAUGGAGAGGUGCUGUGA
Molecule: messenger RNA, 2912 nt
Organism: Dromaius novaehollandiae (emu)
Lineage: Eukaryota; Metazoa; Chordata; Aves; Casuariiformes; Dromaiidae
Gene: FEV
Product: FEV transcription factor, ETS family member
Exons: 2
Coding region: 28-1728 (566 amino acids)
Biological process (GO): cell differentiation; regulation of transcription by RNA polymerase II
Cellular component (GO): nucleus
Molecular function (GO): sequence-specific DNA binding; DNA-binding transcription factor activity, RNA polymerase II-specific
Source: RefSeq, a predicted model, not a curated record